Messenger RNA from Cryptomeria japonica (Japanese cedar), 2031 nucleotides. RefSeq names its product dihydrolipoyllysine-residue succinyltransferase component of 2-oxoglutarate dehydrogenase complex 1, mitochondrial. Gene Ontology annotation, molecular function: dihydrolipoyllysine-residue succinyltransferase activity. The transcript is spliced from 13 exons. The record is from RefSeq and is a predicted model, not a curated record. Gene Ontology annotation, cellular component: oxoglutarate dehydrogenase complex. Lineage: Eukaryota; Viridiplantae; Streptophyta; Pinopsida; Cupressales; Cupressaceae. The coding region runs from base 253 to 1629 and encodes 458 amino acids. Gene Ontology annotation, biological process: tricarboxylic acid cycle.
AUAUUCACGCAUCCCUUCUGCUUCAUUACACGCCGUCGAUGGCCGAAAUCUGGUCAGGUCGUCACGAAAAUAGAAUCCCUACUUUUUUCAAAGUCUUAUUUGGACCCACAUAGAGCAUCCCUUCAUAAUUAGAAUUGAACUUUUCCAUAAAUCCACGAGAACACGUGCAUUAUUGAAAUUCAUUAUUUGACCUGGAAGCAAACGAUUUUGCGAGGUGGUAUGUGUGUUAUUUUUCUUUUCUGAAUCGCAGCCAUGGCAACUUUGUUAGCAGUGAGAUUAAGCAGGUCAUCCAGAUUGAAGCACCUGGUGGCCAAUAUACCAAGAUCAAAUAUACUGUCGACACUUCUAGUAGCAGGGAACGAGCAGUUUCGAAGUAUUACUUCCUAUGCAAUAUUGGAUGGUCCUGCUAGUAGAAAAGAUAUCAGGGUAUCAUAUAAUGGCCUUUACAAAAGUUUUCCAUAUCAAGCAUGGGCUAGGUCAUUUGCAUCAGAUAAAAGUGAACUUGUUGAGGCUGUUGUGCCAUUCAUGGGUGAAUCAGUCAGUGAUGGGACUCUUGCAACUUUUCUCAAGAAACCAGGAGAUAGAGUUGAGAUGGAUGAGGCCAUAGCUCAAGUUGAGACUGACAAGGUGACUGUUGAUGUUAAUAGCCCUCAAGCAGGUUACAUUGAGAAGUUUAUAGCCAAGGAGGGAGAUACAGUCGUACCAGGGACAAAGGUGGCUGUUAUUUCAAUGUCAGCAGACGGAGCAACACCUAAAGAAGAGAAGAAAAAGUCAUCACCACAAUCUUCUCAGCAAUUACCAGAUGCAGAUGUUAAAAAAGCUCAGCCUCCACCUGCGACACCUACAGAGGAAGCCCCAAAAGACAAAGUGGCUACUCCUACAGCCCCACCUCCUAAGGCUUCUCCUUUGGAACUGCAGCUUCCUCCGAAGGACAGGGAAAGAAGGGUGCCCAUGACAAGGCUACGCAAACGGGUGGCCACAAGGCUUAAAGAUUCACAGAACACAUUUGCUUUGCUAACUACCUUUAAUGAAGUUGACAUGACAAACCUAAUGCAACUUCGAACAGAGUACAAGGAUGCUUUCCUUGAAAAACAUGGUGUGAAGCUGGGAUUUAUGUCAGGAUUCAUAAAGGGUACAGUGAGUGCACUUCAGCAUCAACCCAUAGUGAAUGCUGUUAUUGAUGGCGAUGACAUCAUAUACAGAGACUAUGUUGACAUCAGCAUUGCUGUGGGAACACCAAAGGGACUUGUUGUACCAGUAAUACGCAAUGCAGAAAAAAUGAAUUUUGCGGAAAUAGAAAAAACAAUGAGUGCACUUGCCAAGAAAGCAAACAUCGGGUCCAUAUCAAUCGAUGAGAUGGCUGGAGGUACUUUUACAAUAUCUAAUGGUGGUGUGUAUGGCAGCCUCCUGAGCACUCCCAUUAUUAACCCGCCCCAGUCUGCAAUUUUGGGCAUGCAUUCCAUCCAAAAUCGUCCUGUUUGUGUGGGUGGCAACAUUGUUGCAAGACCUAUGAUGUACAUUGCACUUACAUAUGAUCAUAGGCUCAUUGAUGGGAGAGAGGCUGUCUACUUCCUUCGACAUAUCAAGGAUGUAGUAGAGGAUCCGCGGAGGCUUCUACUUGACAUCUAAUGUGAGCGAAGGCUUUUUGAUCAGACAAAAUUUUCCAAAAUCACGCUCAAAGCAGGAAUGACAAUUUGUUUUUAAUAAAUUUAUCAUGUCAAUUUUAUUUUGAUUGACGAGUCUCUUGCAUGAUUGUUUCUGCGACAUUUGGUUGUCCAAAUAGAAGUAGUUGAGAUGAGGAUAUUUUUGAACUUGAACACUAUCACUUCGAUCUACAUAUUCAGGAACACGUGGAUCAGCUGAGAUAAAAUUUUGGAAUUAGUUGAUUCUUGUAGGUAUACGGUAUCUCCUAAUAUUGGUAGCUCCUUUAAUUGUUUUUCUAAUUAAGGUCAGUUGAAAAAUGGCUGAAUUUUAUUUUGAGGUACGUUUACUACAAAUAAAUAUAUGAACAAUGGAAAAUAUUCCCCGCAA